AUGGCUCCGCAAACCGAAACACCUGCCACCUGGCUUGUGCUCGCGCUGCUCGUCGUUUGCUCGCCACUGUCCUCUGCGAAGGAUCACAACUAUAUUGUGCACCCAAGCGCCGACCUUGAGUGUCCGGGCAACGUGACCGACGGGCGUCUCCUGAUCACGGCGUACCGACCGCAGUACGAGAGUGACCGGAAGCGGGACUAUCUGGACGCGCGGCACCAGAAGCUGUACACGCUGCAGGAGUACCUGGACGAUCGGGCCCCGUACGUGACGGUCGGUAUGGACCCGCUGCUGCGUGUCCCGUACGGCACGGAGGUCUGCGUGCCGGAGCUGAACCGGCACUUCCGGCGGCCGGUGCAGCUGCGUGUGUGCGACACGCACGAGGACCUGAGCGGUGGCGGCUACCGGCGGCUGGAGAUCUGCGUGCGCACCCAGGAGGACAGCUACGAUGACGCGGUCAACCUGCUCCAGGCCACGCUCGUACUUGGAACGCCCGAUGCCUAA
This is a messenger RNA of Anopheles bellator, 501 nucleotides long. RefSeq lists its product as uncharacterized. NCBI's taxonomy places the organism in Eukaryota, Metazoa, Arthropoda, Insecta, Diptera, Culicidae. The transcript is spliced from 2 exons. The record is from RefSeq and is a predicted model, not a curated record. The coding region runs from base 1 to 501 and encodes 166 amino acids.